Insectozyma verbasci is the source of this 858-nucleotide messenger RNA. The record is from the annotation of a GenBank genome assembly. NCBI's taxonomy places the organism in Eukaryota, Fungi, Ascomycota, Pichiomycetes, Serinales, Debaryomycetaceae.
AUGUCAUUUGCUAAUAUAGAUUUAGAAGCUCAAAAACAACCACUACUUAAAAGUUCUCAAGCAUCGGCCUCAUCCAGUUAUAUCGAAAAUAAUGAAUUAGAUAUCAUCAUUAAUAAAACCCUACAUCAAUUACAAUCAUUUGGACAAUUGAUAACUCAAUUUGAUAAUCAACGUAAACAAAUUGGAAGUAGACGAGAUUGUCAACAAUUGCGAAAUAAUAUAGAUGAAUUGACUGACAAAAUUACAGAUAUGAGUAAAGCUAUUCAAGUUUUAAUUUUAAAUUUAAGUUCAUUAAUUAACAAACAUUCAAAUAAAAAAGAUUCAGCUAUUCAGGUCUCAAAUCGACAAAUUGUUAUUAAAGAAAGAUUAGUCAGUGAAUUUGAUGAAUUGGAUAAAAAAUUUAAGAAAUUAAUCAAACAAUACCAUGAAAAGAAGAUAUCUACUCCGAUACCGACUGAUCAUAAAACUGAAGAUAGAAAAGAACAACAAGGUGACAAUGUGGAAAAUCAACAAACUCAAGAACAAUUACAAAUGGAUGCAGAAACUAUAAAUCAAACCGAAUUACAGUAUCAGUUAUUGUUAACUGAGGAACGAAAUAGAGAAAUUGAACAAGUAACAGAAGGUAUACAAGAAAUUAAUACCAUUUUCAAAGAUCUAGGACAAUUGGUAAAUCAACAAGGUGAGCAACUCAAUACCAUAGAGGAUAACAUACUACAAUUACAUGGUAAUACAAAACAAGCAGAUAGAGAAUUACACAAGGCAAAUGAAUAUCAGAAAAAGAAAGGCAAAUGGUCAUGUAUUUUAUUGGUUGCACUUUCAAUAUUCUUAUUGAUUAUAAUAUUAAUAGCAGUUAGUUAA